AUGGAAGAAUACAUCGGUGCCAAUCUAAUUAUCAAGACUCCCAAUGCUAUUCAUAUAGGUAUCUUGCAAAGAAUAGACAGUUUAAGCCAAAAACUACAUAUUGAUGUUUCUGGGGCUUUAAAAGUGAUAGAUCUAAGGGAAAUAGAUGAAGUUGAGUUAUUAGGAGAGGAAGAAGUGCAAAGUUUACAAGAGAUAGACAGGCCAAUUAGUUCAACUACCAGUAAUUCAAGUGCAAAUAGUAUUUCAAAAACACAAUCUAAACCACAAUCUCAAUCAAAACACAUAUCUAAUCAGUCCAAUUCUAAUCCAAAUCUAGUUCCAGAGGAAAGGAAGCCUAGUAAGUAUCAGGCUCAGUUGGAUUGGGUAAGUGCCGAAAUGUAUCAGCAAGUCCUGGAGACAUCUGCUUCUAUUUAUGGACCCUCUAGAGAUGAAGUGAUCUUCUCUGGAGCUAGAGGGUUAUUACAUCUAGUGACUAAUAUUUUCAAAUUCUCUGAUAAGCAUGUUAUUAUGUAUAUUGGUAAUGGUAUCUUUGCUGAGAUAGCAAUUUCUUUAGCUAGGUUGUGUAUUCCUUAUGAGGUUGAUGUUUCGGUUGUUUUAAUGGAAGAACCAACUGCUCGGAUGGCUACUCAUUUAUUCUAUUAUAAACAUUGUGGGGGAAAGAUGGCUGAGUGUCGAACCGAUCAAAGUGUGAUUAUUUUAGCUGACGUCAUAGCUAGUGAAGCGAUGAUUAGUCGGGCUGAGAAAGUUAUGUUUUUAGGUGAGUAUCAGAAUAUUCCUGGGCUUAAUCAGGAAGUGGUUUUCUUUGGGAUGCCAAUUAAUGAUCCAGCUAAGUUUUCAGGAUCGGCUAUUCUUUGUGAUAUUGGCUUAUCUCUAGAAGUCUAUCGAGUAUUUGGUUUGAAGAAGUAUCGGCCUAAGCUACUGCAAAAACUAGCCAAGUAA
Messenger RNA from Nematocida homosporus, 939 nucleotides. RefSeq lists its product as uncharacterized. The record is from RefSeq and is a predicted model, not a curated record. The coding region runs from base 1 to 939 and encodes 312 amino acids. Lineage: Eukaryota; Fungi; Microsporidia. The transcript has a single exon.